UAUAGAGAAUUAAUUUUACAAAUGGAAUGUUUAAGUUUUAAUACAUUUAAAUUUAAAAAUAUUUGUAAAUCACAGAGUUGAAAUAUUUCUAUUGAAAUAUUUAAAAUCCAAGUACUAAUCGUGUAAAGAAAAAGCACAAAAAAUAAUAACACACUAAACUACGCUCAAUUUGUAACACGCACACAAAAUGCAUAUCGAAGACUUGAAAAUAAUUAACACUGCUUUUGUAACAAAUAUUUAAGCAAAAGUAUUUGCCACUUGAUAAUCUACAAACGCGACGAACACGAACAUCGCAAAACUUCUCUACAUCGAAGUGAGAUGUUUACGUGCGAGAAUGUACUCAUAGUGCCUUUAGUGCUGCUGAUUGCAGGCUGAGCAGAAGCACCGCCUCACGUGAACUCUCAACCCUCGAAAUGCUAAGUGAUCGUCUUAGACUGACUCGUGUUUAGUGCUAAAAAUUGAAAUAGGCUGUAAAACUGACAAUUAUUGUGAUCGAUAUAUUUUUUCUUUGAUUGAAUUCGCACCAGCCCCAGCUUCGCAAAAAAUUGUCUGGCCCGAGCGAGGAAACACGCCCUCUCAAUCUAGUCCGCGUCCUCGUGCGAGUCAGUCGACUGGUACGUGGCAAUUUGUGACUACGAGGCCGAGGAUGAGAACGGACUCAGCCUCAAGGCUGGAGAUAUUGUCGAGAUUCUCGACUAUAAUGACUACGACCCUUCUGCAAAGAAGCCGCGUCUGGAAGAAGGCCUCGAGUCGUCCGGUCUGCUGGACACAUCGGCCGCCCGCCACAAAAUGGCCAUCCGGCCCAAGAGGAACCACUCGAAGCAAAAGAGCGAAGCUUUGGCCUCGACGGCGACAGCAACGACCACGGAAAUCAGAUGGCUGGCCAAGCGGCGAAUAGUCGGGGGCGUGGGCUUUGUGCCGCACAGCGUGCUGAGGCGCGGCGACGGCGAGCCCGAGGUCGAUUGCGAUGACCCCCUGGCCAUGCGGAAUGCCAUCAUCAAAGAGCUGAUUGAUACUGAGCAGGAACUGGGCCGUGAUCUCAACUACGUGGUGGACAAUUACAUCAAGCCUGUCGACCUGGGCACCGACGUGCCCCAGUGCGUCAAGGAGAAUAGAGACGUCAUCUUUUCAAAUUAUAAGAAAAUCGCAGAAUUCCACAACACAGUUUUUUACGAAGGAAUUAAGUACUACGCCAAUGAGCCCAAAAUGAUUGGAAAGGCUAUUUGCAGACUGGAGCGUGACUUUGACCUACACGUAGAUUACUGCCGAGAUGAACCAGCGGCGCAAGAGUUCAUCGAGGAAAACGAAGAGGCCAAGGAGUACUUCGCAGACCACGCAAAUCAGCUAGGGGACGACAAAACUAUAUCCGAGCACCUGAAACUUCCCAUUCAACGCAUCCACGACUACCAACUUUUACUUAAGGAACUUAUCAAGUACACAGCGCUUAUCAAAGAAGGGACUAAAGAUCUCGAGCGGGCUGUUGAUUUUAUGUAUGGUAUCCCCACGAAGGCCAACGAUUUAAAGUUCAUCAAUAGCAUUGAAGGAUACAAGGGGAGCAUCCAUAAACUAGGCCGUCUUCUCGCUCACGAGUGGUUCACCGUAACCGACGCGAAAAAGUGCUCCAAGGAGAGAUAUCUUUUCCUCUUCAAAUCCCGAAUACUUGUUUGCAAAGUUAAGCGGAUCUCCGACGAUAGGUCAAUUUUCAUCCUUAAGGACAUUAUCAAGCUUCCUGACUGCGAAGUCGUAGACGACGAGGAGGACCCUCUGACCUUCCAGUUGAUCCACAAGAACGCCUUCACACAUCCGAGGUACCCGCUCACGCUCAAGGCGCACGGACCGCAAUCGAAACCAGAGUGGAUCGAGUGUAUCAAGGCCUUUAAGGAGGACUCUGUUGCACUCAACGAGCACUUCGUCGACGACCUCAAGGUUGACGGUCUUGCCGACGGCGAGACAGCAGAAGAAGAAAGCUCCACCCAGAAGCUCUACAAAAAGAUCCUAGCGGAGCAAGAGCGAGAAAAGAAAAAGAGAGAAGCGCAGGCGGCUUUCGACGAAGCCACCAAGCCGAAGCCCAAACCGCGAGCAAAAUCGAAAACCCCGCAGCCCGAAGAAAAGCCCGCAGAAGAAGCAGCACCACCUGCCGAAGCACAACCACCUGUCGAAGGUCAACCGCCUGUCGAGGGAGGUCUUGUUCCCGAACUACCGACCGACUUCCGAGUGCCGACACCUGACGAAGCAGCCAACAUGUCUGAAACCGUCACAGUCACUUACCCCCCACCCCCAUCUCAGGUGCCCGUCGCGGGCGUCGGAGCUGGAGGCGACGAGAAGCCUGACCUUAGUCUUAACGUUAACUUGUCCAUCAAUGAAUCGAACCCUUCGACGCCAAGCUCGGCGCCCCAGACGCCCAUCAGAGAGCCCACGAGGCCUCGUUUUACCAAAACUAUCGAGCCAUUCUCUUGCGAGCCCGGUGAGACAACCAGGUUUGAAUGCACAGUCAUGCCCAGCCAAUACCCCGUGUUUAUCACGUGGCUCAAGGACAACAAGCCUAUGGACGAUGAACUGGCUGAUCGUGUGACCAAGACUGUUGAGCAAAACAACACCAAGUUUGUCCUGACCAUGCUCAACUGCCGCACAACCGACACUGGCACCUACACCGCCAAGGCCUCCAACAGCGAGAGCUCAGCCAGCUGCUCUGCAUACCUCUUGGUGCAAGAGAUGACACAAGAGGAGAAGGACAAGCGUGCCGAGGAGAAGGGCGCUCAGAUCCUGGUCAGAUUCAAGGACACCGAAGUGCUAGAAGAGACCUAUCUUAGGUUCUUGAUCAAGUCCAAAGGCGACCCUCAGCCAGCUAUCAAUUUCUACAAAGAUGACAUUCUCAUUACUCCUGACAACCAGCGCGUCAAGAUUGUUGAUGAAAGAGCCGACACCGGCUAUUAUGAGCUUGUUGUGCCCAUGGUGGGACCAGGCGAUGCUGGCAAAUACUCUUGCUCCGUGAUGAACAAAUACGGUGAAGACAAGUGCGAGGCCAACGUGAAGGUUGUCGCCGACAAGGAUGUCUUCAAAGGACUUGCUCAAGGUCCACCAGGAGAAAGUGCCGAGUUCAAGUGGCUGCGUGAUGGUCAGCCAUUUGAUCCCCAAGAGAGAUUCAAGGUUCAAUUCAGGGACGACGAGGACUCUUUGGCCCUCCUCUUCCAGCACGUCAAGCCAGAGGACGCUGGUCUUUACACUUGCGUCGCUUCAACUUCCUCUGGAAGAAUUUCCUGCAGUGCUGAACUCACUGUUGAGGGAUCCAUCAAACAGCUGCACAGAGAGCCGGAAAAGCCGAUUAUCACCACCGAGAACAAGAUUGCCCACGCCAACUUGGGAAGCUCGGCUAUGCUUGAGCUCAAAGUAUCUGGAUUCCCGAAACCACAAAUUACAUGGACCCACGAAGGCCAAAACAUCGACCACGGUGGCCGAUUCAGGUUCCUGCAUGAGGAUGACGAAACUCUGGCCUUGGUCAUCAAGCACGUCGAAGCUUCCGAUGGCGGCAUGUACAAACUUGUGGCCAAGAACGAAUUGGGAGAGUCCCAAGUGGACAUUGAGCUGUCUGUGAAAGCACCACCUAAGUUCAAGUGUAAAAUGGAGGAUCGCAAGGCCCUCAGCGACGAAACUUUGGUCAUGGAGGUUGAUAUUGAGGCCUGCCCAACACCAGACGUCAAAUGGUUCAGAGACGGAAAGGAACUUUUUGCCUCUGAGAGAAUCAGCUUCUCCAAGGAAGGCUCAAAGCACACGAUGACAAUCCUGAAGGCCACCAUGCAGGACUCUGGCACUUACUCAGUGGUCGCCACCAACGAGGUGUCCCAGGCCACCGAGUACUGGAAUUUGCUCGUCAGCCAGCCGCCUAAGUUCAUCAAGGGCCUGGUCAAGAACAUGGAGUGCAAGGAACAGGAGAAUGUCAGCCUAGAGGUCAAGAUCCAGUGCCAGCCAGCACCACAGGUCAAGUGGUACAUCUGCAAACCUUCCCAGUCUUCUCAGGUGAAGGAGUACAAGAUGGAGGAGAACAAGGAGGAGGUCAAGAUCGAUGGAAAACACAUUGUCCUGAGCCAGGAAGGCGAAACCUACAGCCUGAAGAUCAUCGGAAUGGCACGUGCCGAUUCCGGCUUCUACCGCUGCGUUGCUUCCAACGAUUUUGGCCAAAGCACCCAGGAUUGUGAAAUCAACGUCAGGGUUGCACCCCAGAUUACGCAGAAAUUGGCUGACUCAAAUAUCACAGAGGGUGACACUAACGUGGUGCUCAGCAUUGCAGCCAAUGCUCACCCCGAGCCCAAAGUCACUUGGUUCAUCAAUGAUUCUGAAAUCACUGAGAGCCGCACUGCUUUCGUCCAGUCCGCCAGCUUUGGAGUCUGGAGGCUCACUUUGAAGGAAGUGUCCACUGACAUGACUGGAAAGUACACGUGCAAAAUCAGCAACGAGUUGGGCGCCACUGAAUGCUCAGCUAACUACACUGUCCUAAGUAAGCCAAAGUUCACCAAGCCUUUGGCCGAGACAUCAGAAAUGGAUGAGGGUCAAACUCUCAACCUUAGUGUCACCGUCCAGGCCACACCUCCGCCAGCAGUCAAAUGGUUCAAGGAUGGAAAAGAAGUGUCGGCCGAUGCGCGCAUUAAAAUCACCAAAGAGGGAUCUGAGACUUACAAUCUCAGCGUAACACUGCUCAAGCUUGAGGACACUGGCAACUACGAGGUCAAGGCCACCAACGACCAGGGCACUUCGACCUCAGUGACCAGGGUUAACGUCAGCACGAAAGUAGUCAUCACAGAGAUAGAAGAAACGUCGAUCGUCGAGGAGGAGGAACAUGAAAUCACCACAGAAAUCAUUCAAGAAGACAUUUCGAUUGAAGAGGAGAAGCCGCAAAAGAAAGGUGCAGAUCUGCAAAUAGAAGAAAUUUCAGAGGGAAUGUUGUCCAAACCUAGCAAGGCCCAAAGGUCAAUUUCAGAAGUCGCCCCUCAGCAGGCCAAAUCGAAAGAGCUGCUGAGAAAGCACAGUCUGGACGUUGUAUGUGGUGUUUCCACUGAAACGCAGCACGAGCAAGAAGCGCGAGUUCCAGAUUCUCAAAAGGCAGUCAGGGAACUCGAAGAGGGCGAGGCCGAGGGCGAAAUUGACGAUUUAUUGCAAUGGGUGCAAAAGCAAAGAAGUGUGUUGGGUGAGAUCUUGGAACACGAGGAAGCAAGGGAUAAAGAGGCCUUCCCUAAAAUUCUUUCUCACAAUAUGGAGGAUACCAGGGUCUAUGAAUCUCUCAGCCACUACUUCGAAGUGCAUGCCGAUGGUGUUCCUAGGCCUGAGGCCAAAUGGACCAAAGACGGAAAGACCGUCAAGGCCAGCGAUCGCAUUCUGAUCACAUCCGAAGACACGGUUUACAAACUGGAAAUUCCCGUGCUUGAGAUGGAGGACGCCGGCGUGUACAAGUGCACGAUAAGCAACCGUUUGGGCGAAAAGUCGCAGGAGACCACUUUCGGCACCAUAAGCCAAAACGAGUUCCGCAAACCGACUAUCAACACUGACAUCAAACCCGUUGUCAUCAACAAGAAGGAGAAUGGAACUCUCACACUUAUGCUUGUGGCCGACCCUGUUCCCGAAAUCACUUGGUACCUCAAUGGAAAGGAAAUUUCUCCAGAUAAUCUUGACUACGAGAUGACCCUGGAGACCAAGGACAUUGACAACAACCUGAAGGAGUGCUACUACUCCAUCACUGUCCUCAAUGCUCUCCACGAACACACUGGCGAGUACACCAUUGCUGCCAAGAACAAGUGGGGCGAAAUGAGCACUUCGGCUCGUCUGGAUGUGUACCUCGUUCCGGAGAUUUCCCCUCUCAAGGACGUCCUCAUCAACCCCUACGACACCACGCAGUUCGAGGUGGUCAUCAACUCCAACCCCAAGCCCAAGGUCACUUGGUACAGGGACGAAGAGGUGGUCGGACCGUCGGAUCACACCCAGCUCAUUUCGGACAUCGAGGCUGAAAUUUACCGCCUGGUCGUGUCCAACAUCACCCUGGUCGACGCCGGUGUCUACAAAGUGGUCGCCUCCAACAGCCUUGGCGAGUCCUCUCAGCAAUGCACACUCAAAGUGCACAACGAAGCUCCGCAGUUCGUUAAUCCUCUCGCAGUCCAAACUGUCGCUGCCUAUCAAGACGUUGACUUCAGAGUUCGCUACACCGGCGUUCCAACAUCCACCAUUAAGUGGUACUUUGAGGGCAAAGAAAUCCUUACUGAGGGUAGAUACACCAUCGAGGUUGAUGACGAACACAUGGUCUCUAGUCUUAAGAUAGAAAAACUUGAAGAAUCUGACAUCGGCGUGUACAGCGUAACUGCAUCCAACUUGGCUGGCCAAGCCGAAUGCAGUGCCAUGCUGCAAAUGGCGCAAACACCACCCUCGUUCAUCAACUACAUGGACAAGUACCACGAAAUCGACGAGGGAGACGAUCUGUCCAUAAAGAUGAAGGUCGACGGCAGCCCCAUUCCCACCGUCAAAUGGUUCAAGGACAUGGAGCCGAUUUCUGGCGAGGGUCGCAUCAAACUCUCAACUUUGCCUGACGGAACGAUCGAGCUGACAAUUUCAAAGGUCAAACCGGCCGACUGCGGCGCCUACAAAAUCGUGGCCACCAACAAGCACGGAGAGCGAUCGGUGCUCACAGCUGUUGCUGUCACUCCCAUUGCUAGAAAACCCACUUUCGUGCAGCCUCUGGCUGACGUUGUUGGAAAAGCCGACGGUUUGGUCAAACUUGAAGCCCAAGUCAUGGCUUUCCCAUCGCCCGAAGUGCAUUGGUUCAAGGACGGCCAUCCUCUUCGCCCGCACCACAACAUCAAUUUCGUCAACUCGCCUGGAGGCAUUAUUGGUCUGCACUUUGACAAGGCCACACCCCACGACGCAGGAAAAUACAGCUGCACCAUCACCAACAGGCUUGGAGAAAUUGCUGCCACGGCCGUCGUCGAGAUUGAAGCUGCUGCUCGUAAGCCCCACUUCCAGGACGCUCUGCAGCCCACAAGAGUGGUGGAGGGAUAUCCUGCUAAACUCGAGGUCAAGAUUUACGGACACCCAAAGCCUGUUCUCACUUGGACCCACCGUGGAGAGGACAUUGUUGUGGAUGGAAAGCGCUACAAGGAGGUGACCUCGGCUGACGGCAUCACCUCCCUGAUCAUUGACAAGGUCAAGCCGGAGGACGCCGGCGAGUACGCGUGCACCGCCAAUAACGACCUCGGCUUUGAAACGUGCAAGAGCCGCCUGGAGGUCACCGCCAAAGAAAAGGAAAAUAUGCCCGAGGAGGUGCCAGUUUUCAUCCACCCGCUCAGAGACGCCAACAGCGAGGAGGGUGGCUACCUGACCCUGGAUGUGCCCUUCCUCGGCAACCCCAUUCCAGAGGUCGUCUGGACCAAGAACGGCAAACCUCUGGAACCUUGCGACAAGGUCACCAUUACCUGCGACGGAAGGAGGGUUGGACUGGAUGUGAGGCCGACAAACCUCGGCGAUAUGGGAAAGUACGAGUGCACUUUGACCAACCGUCUAGGCAAGGCCUCUACUGCUUGCAACGUGACUGUCCGCAAGGUCUUCCAGCCUCCAAAGUUCACUCAGACUUUUGGAGACUUGCAACAGUUGCCUAACUACGACGCCAAAUUCCUUGCGCGCAUCAACGGCCUGCCGACGCCAGAUGUCGUUUGGUCCAAGGAGGGCAAGGUGUUGCCAGGACGCGACACCGACAAGUACCAGGUCAAGAGGGACGGCGACGCCACCCUCUUGUACAUUCGCAACUGCACCGUUGAAGACAAUGGAAAGUACACUUGCACUGCCAAGAACUCUGCUGGCGAAAACUCUUGCACCGCUGGUUUGGAGAUUGUGGAAAAGAUUGGCAAGAGACACAAGGCAGAGCCUCCAGUUUUCUUGAAGAAACUGGGCGACUGCGUCGUGUACCAGGGAAUGACCGCCAGGUUCACCGCCUGCGUCACCGGUUUCCCGGAGCCAGAGUUGGAAUGGUAUCGCGACACCACCCGCCUGUUCAACAGCGAGCGCAUCAAGUUCGAGAAGGAAACUUCCGGACUUGUGCGACUUAUUAUUGAAAAGGUUGGGGAGGCUGACGUUGCUGUUUACAGACUGCGCGCCACUAACGAACACGGACAGGCAGAUUGCGAAGCAAAUCUUGUCUACGAUGCCCUCGAGGAGCAUCCCAACAAGAAGACCAUGAGCGAUCAGUACUCCGAGUACGACAACAUUCGCAAGUCUGGCGCUCCAAUGCCUUUGGCCGACCGUCCCAUUGUCAGCCGCAUGACCGACCGCAACCUCACUCUGUCCUGGAAGCCUUCCAUCCCCAAGGGACCACGCGAGCCAGUCACUUACCGGGUUGAAAUGUGCGAACUGCCUGGAGGCGACUGGUUCGACAUUCGCUCUGGAAUUAAGAGCUGUGCCUGCGACAUCCGCAACCUGGAGCCCUACCGCGACUACAAGUUCCGCGUCCGCGUAGAGAACAGGUAUGGAAUCAGCGAUCCAUCUCCAUACGCCAUCACUUACAGGGAGAAAUUGGAGCCCGACCCUCCGAAGUUCAUCCCCUACUUGGAGCCAAACCUCGAUUUCCGUCCAGAGACGUCUCCCUUCUUCCCACGCGACUUUGACAUUGAAAAGCCGCAAAUCGAUGGAUUCGCCAAACCACCAAAGUUCCUGCGCCAAGAGGACUACAACAAUCAAUACGGUGUCAAAGGUCACAACUGCCAGCUGCAGUGGUUCGUCUAUGGCUAUCCUAAGCCAAGGAUGUCCUUCACCUUCAACGACGAGCCUAUUGAAAUGGGAGGCCGUUUUGAUUGCAGCUACACUCGCAACGGCCAAGUGUGCCUCUUCAUCAAUAAGAUGAUGGACCGCGACUGCGGAAUUUAUGAGGCUUGUGCCGUCAAUGAGCACGGCGAGUCCAGGCAGAGAGUCAACCUGGCCGUGGCCGAGUAUCCCAGGUUCCUGAAACGACCUGAGGAGACCCUGAUUCUGGCCAGGAAAUCCGCUCGCAUUGAGGUUCGCGUGUCUGGCACGCCGUUCCCUGAAGUCAAGUGGUACAAGGACUGGCUGCCAAUUGCUGAGUCAUCUCGCAUCAAGAUUUUCUUCAUUGAGCCCGACACAGCCGUUCUCCAAAUCGGAGAAGCGAUGGCCAAGGACGAAGGUCUGUACUCGGUCAGCGCGCGCAACAUCGCUGGAAGCAUUUCCACAUCCUUCAGCAUCCACGUGGAAGAGAGCGAGGCAAACUACUUCUACUCUACCUACACCGGCAGGAUCAUCAAGGAGAUGAAGCCGCACAAGAACAAGUACAUCGAGGAGUUCUAUGACCUGGGCGAGGAGUUGGGCAGGGGCACUCAGGGCGUCGCUUACCACGCCGUCGAGCGCCUCUCGGGCCGCAACUACGCCGCCAAAGUCAUGCACGGCAAGCAGGACCUCAAGCCCUUCAUGCUCAACGAACUCGAGAUCUACAACCAGCUGAACCACAGGAAGCUGCUGAGGCUGCACGACGUCUUUGAAACAAAGAGGUCUUUGACACUCGUCACUGAGCUGGCUUCUGGUGGUGAACUGCUCGAGUCUCUGACCAAACAAGAGUUUGUGACGGAGUCCGAAAUCGCUGGCUACAUUCGCCAGGUGCUGCUCGGUCUGGAGUACAUGCACUCGCAAAACAUCGCCCACUUGGGACUUACACCUGGAGAUCUGUUGAUUUCCCACCCCGGCGGCGACGACCUGAAAAUUUGCGACUUUGGUCUGUCGCGCAAGAUCUACUUCUCGAAGCUCGCCUCCCUGCACUACGGCAUGCCCGAGUUUGUGGCCCCCGAGGUGGCCAACGGCGACGGCGUGCACAUGGCCGUCGACAUGUGGUCCGUGGGCGUCAUCACCCACCUACUGCUGACCGGCGUGUCGCUGUUCCGGGGCAAGCACGACCGCGACACCCUGCAGAAGGUGCGCGAGGGCAAGUGGGACGACAUCCACCUGAUUUCCAGGGACAUCUCCGAGGACGGCCGCGACUUCAUCCGGUCGCUGCUCAUGUUCCAAGUGGACAACCGCAUGGACGUCUUCACGGCGCUCAAGCACCCGUGGCUGGCGCGCGCCGACAAGAUUCCGCAGGACGAGCCGCAGCUGAGCACCGACGCCCUCAGGCACUACUACAGAGGUCUCAGGGACUGGUACUCGAACGCCUCCUGCCGCACCUGGUAUCGCCGCCGCCCUCUCGACGGCGCCGACACCCACCCCUCGUACAUGAUCUACCCGCCUGGACUCACCUACACGCCGCCACCCUCACCAAAGGCCACGCCCGAACGCGCCCUUUGGGAGAACAAGAUCGAGCCGAGGCCAGGGGUUGAUUACGAGCUCGGAAUGGUCAAGUCCGAGAGCCACUACCAAUAUGGUCCAGACACGUAUCUGCUGCAGCUGCGUGACGUUGACUUCCCUUGCCGUCUGCGCGAGUACAUGAAGGUGGCUGCCACCCGCAGCCAGGCCUUUGCCCUGAGCGACAUGCGCGACUGGAGGGCUCCGGUCAUCAGGGAGCGCCGUCGCUUCACUGACGUCAUGGAUGAGGAAAUUGACGACGAGCGCAAGGACCGCAUUGCCAAAUACGGCAGUGCCGACACCUACACCCUGCGCCGCCUGCGUCACGAACUGGGCACCCGUAUGGAAGGUCAGUUUGAGGCCGAGGCCAUGGUCGAGUCCAAGAGGGACGGCCAACCACCCUUCAUGCGCGAGAAGCCACAGCUGCUGCCCAUUUUGGAAGACAAGCCCGCCAAGCUGUCUUGCUUGGCUGUAGGAGACCCAAAGCCCAUCGUCCAGUGGUUCAAAAACGACAAUCUUGUUUCUGAGGGCAAGCGAGUGACCAUCACCGAAGACUCGCAAGGAAGAUCCAUCCUCAGUUUCGACCCUGCCAUGCCUAGUGAUGCUGGAAUUUACAAAGUGGUUGCUAGGAAUAGGGUUGGACAGACCGUGGCUAGAGUUCGGGUCGUUCUUGCUGGACCACCAAGCGCACCUGAUUCACCUGAGGUGGCUGAAAAGUCAGACACUGAAAUCUUCCUCAAGUGGAAGCAGCCGAAGGACGACGGCAACUCAACAGUUUUGUGCUACAGCCUGCAGUACAAGGAAGCAGACAAAGUAGAGUGGGUGGACUGUGCAUUCAACAACAUCGACCACGAGUACUUCCUGGUGCGCAACCUGGCGCCCAAGACCGAGUACCAAUUCCGUUUGGCGGCCAGGAACCGCAUCGGCUGGAGCGACAAGGGCGUCCCGUCGGCAAUCUUCAAAACCCGCGACGUUGGCGCGCCCAAGGUCACCUCCAUUUCCAAAGCCAUGCUCCACCUGCAGCAGUUGACCGAGUCCGGACAGAAGGUGCAGGGUCUGGAGGAGGAGGAGGAGUUGAGCACCCCCAUCCUGGACUAUUCCGUCGAGAAGAGUCCACUAACGUGGCGCGACGAAAACCCCGCCGAGAAGUUCAACUUCAUCUCCGAGAUUUCGCGCGGCCGCUUCUCCAUGGUGGCAAAGGCCAUCGAGAGGGAAACGGACCGCGUCGUGGUGGCCAAGGUGCUUGGCUGGACACCCGAGACCGAGCUGGACGUGCUCAGGGAGUUCGAGGCGUGGCACUCGCUGCGCCACGAGAGAAUCUGCCUUUUGCACGGCGCGUACCGAGUGGGCUCCGCGGCCACCUUCCUCCUUGAGAAGCUGCAGGGCUCCGACGUCCUCACCUACCUGGCCAGCAGACACGAGUACUCGGAACAGAUGGUUGUGUACAUCGUUCAGCAGAUCCUCGACGCUCUGCAGUACCUGCACUGGCGAGGAAUUUGCCACCUGGGCAUUGAACCUGACAACGUCGUCAUGGCCGGAGUGCGAUCGGCGCAAGUUAAGUUGGUUGAUUUCGGAGCAGCGCAACGAGUCAGCAAACUGGGCACCUGCGUUCCUCGCAGCUUUGCCACAGAAUUUUCAUCUCCCGAAAUCCUGAACAACGAGCCAGCGUACCCACAGAGUGACAUCUGGUCACUUGGAACAUUGACCUAUUUGCUCCUGUCCGGUGUUUCUCCAUACAGAGCAGCCACCGUGGAGGAGACAAAGGCAAACAUCACCUACGUCAGAUACAGAUUCGAGCACUUGUAUAAGGAGUUGACAUCAGAAGCAACUCGCUUCCUCAUGUUCAUCUUCAAACGCACGCCAUGCAAGAGACCCACAGCAGAAGAAUGCCAAGAACACAGAUGGAUUUUGCCCACAGACCAUCUAGUCAAGAAGAGAGAAAGGGCAGUCUUCUUAGGAAAUAGGCUAAAGGAGUUCUGUGAGCAAUAUCACGGAGAGAAAGUGAGGGCGGCGGCAGCCAUGGAGGAGCAGAGACCCAAGGCCAUUCCUGUCGAGGUCAAACUGGCCAGGUCGAUCAGCGUCCAGGAGGAGCUGCUAACACCAAACUAAAUUUUGUUUAAGAGACGGGCGGUAUGGGGGCAAAAUAAAAAAAACCUAAACAUGAUACCUAAGCUGGCACUCAAGACUAAGCAAACAGAUUUUUUUUAAACUAAGAUUUUGGUUCAACCAGUUGGACGGAUUUCACGAAUUAAGAAUUUUUAGACACCUCUCUCUGGUCCUGAUAUGUUUUUGUCUGGGGUUUGGUAUGUUAAAAAAAAAUUAUGCUGAAGCGAUCCUUAAAAUGUUUGUUUUGUUCCUAAUGAUGUUGAAAUUUUAUUGUAAAUAAAAAAAAUCAUGUUAAAUGCCAAA
Neocloeon triangulifer is the source of this 12720-nucleotide messenger RNA. It is a transcript of the gene Obsc, whose product is annotated as obscurin. The record is from RefSeq and is a predicted model, not a curated record. The transcript has 55 exons. Gene Ontology annotation, biological process: protein phosphorylation. The coding region runs from base 790 to 12420 and encodes 3876 amino acids. Lineage: Eukaryota; Metazoa; Arthropoda; Insecta; Ephemeroptera; Baetidae. Gene Ontology annotation, molecular function: protein binding; guanyl-nucleotide exchange factor activity; ATP binding.